GAAGGAAGCAAGGAGGGACAACGCCCUGUGAAGCAGUCCCUGAGCGCCUGCAUGUGCCGAGAAUCCCACUGGAAAUGCCUCCUCCUCUCCAUCCUCAUGUACGGCUGCCUGGGUGCGGUGGCCUGGUGUCAGCUGGCCCGGGUCACCAAGCUCAGCUUCGAUAGCUCCUUCAAGGGCAAGUCCAUGAUCUACCAUGACAGCCCGUGCUCGGACGGCUAUGUCUAUAUCCCGCUGGCCUUCCUCUCUAUGCUGUACGUGGUGUACCUGGUGGAGUGCUGGCACUGCCACGUCAAGAGAGAGCUGCAGUACAAGGCGGACGUGGACAGUGUCUAUGAAUGCAUCAACCGCAUGCAACAAGCCACUCCGUGCAUCUGGUGGAAGGCCAUCAGCUACCACUUUGUGCGGCGAACCCGGCAGGUGACCCGGUACCGCAAUGGUGAUGCCUACACCACCACGCAAGUCUACCACGAGAGGGUCAACACCCAUGUGGCUGAAGCUGAGUUUGACUACUCUCACUGUGGAUACAAGGACAUCUCCAAGGAGCUCCUGGGUCUGGAGAGCUACACAGCCACAAAGCUGAGGUUCACCAAGUGCUUCAGCUUUGCCAACAUAGAGUCUGAGAACUCUUACCUGACUCAGAGGGCUCACUUCUUCACGGAGAUUGAGGGGCUGGAUGACUACAUGGAGGUGAGGGAAGGCAUGCAGCUCAAAAACGUGGACUUUAAAGAGCUUAUGAUGGCCUACGGGGACCCGGAUCACCUCCCAUGGUAUGUGUCCCACUAUGCUUUCUGGGUGGCAGCUAUCCUGAUGAUCUCGUGGCCGCUCAGGGUACUCAUAGAGUAUCGAACUGCUUAUGUUCACUACCACGUGGAGAAGCUGCUGGGCCUGGAGUACACGGCGCCCGCAGCGGCGGAGGAGCCCUUGUACCGGUACCGCAUGCCCCGAGACGCCACGCAGGACAGCACCGAGCUGGAGUGGCACAUCUGCACCAACCGGCAGCUGAUCCCCAGCUACUCGGAGGCCAUGCUCAUGGACCUGGCUGACUCCCCAGCCUACAACAGUUACGCGGUGUGCCGGUACGGCGACACGGCCCACGGCUGCGAACGCUGCAACCGUGCCUCCAGCACUUCCUCCAUCUUCUCGCGGCACGCUUUCCACAGCUGCAGCGGCAACUCCCGCCUCUCCCUCAACACCAGCCGCUUCUCCCUCUGCCGCGUCCACGGCUCCCACAGGACAGGCCUCUGGAGGAGCCGCAGCAGCAGCAUCGCGGACCGGGGCUGCCAGGACGAGCAGUGCUGCUCCUACUCCAGCCAGCUGGCUGUCAACGAAAACCCACCAACCUACCACGACGCCCGCUUCUUCCCCGUCCUGAUUGUGCACAGGCCGGAGGCGCACGAUGGGCGGCAUUUCUACGUCAGGCGCUCCUCCUGUCUAGAAACUUCUCUGUGA
This is a messenger RNA of Gavia stellata (red-throated loon), 1449 nucleotides long. Its product is annotated as transmembrane protein 151B-like. The coding region runs from base 52 to 1449 and encodes 465 amino acids. Lineage: Eukaryota; Metazoa; Chordata; Aves; Gaviiformes; Gaviidae. The transcript has 2 exons. The record is from RefSeq and is a predicted model, not a curated record.